CGUCAUGUCUCUAUCAAUUCACACUUCAUUCAACUUCCACUCCAUAUCACAAGACCAAUCCAAUCCAUCAUGCGUAUCGCCAUAGCCGGAGCUGGCGGAUUAGCCAGAUAUAUCAGCGAUGAAUUCCCCAAGCAUGGCCACGAAGUCGUCAUCCUGACCCGAAGCGAAAAGGGCUACUUCCGCAACCGCCCAAACAUCACCCAAACAGUGACCGACUACUCCGUCUCCUCCCUAGUAGCCGCAAUUGGAGACUGUGAAGUGCUCAUAUCCGUGAUACUAUCGUACACCACCGAUUUUAUCGAUGCCCACCUAAACCUCAUCAAAGCAUGCCAACUCAGCCCCAAAUGCAAACGCUUCAUCCCCUCCGAAUUCGGGGGUAAUAUCGAAGAUUACCCCGACCUCCCGUCUUUCUACUGGGAAACCCGCGGACCAGUCCGCAAGGCCCUCCAAGAACAGAAAGAAUUGGAGUGGACGAUCGUCAACAACGGCUGGUUAGUCGAUUACAUUGUCCCGAGACGGAAUCGGUACCUCUCGGAUGUGGGCGAAGCGUUCCCGAUAGAUGUCGAGGAGAAACGGAUUGUUAUCCCGGGCACGGGCAAGGACCUUGUCGAUAUUACUUCUGCCAGGGAUCUUGCUGCUGCGUUGGCUCUCCUGGCCAAGGCCCCUUCCUGGGAGCCGUAUGUGUAUGUGUCCGGGAAGAAGACGUGUUGGAAUGAGCUCGCGGAGUUGGUGCAGAGGCGGUAUCCUCAAAUCCAGACGGUUCGGCGAAUCGGUUUGGGUUCAAUACUGGGGACGAUUCAGAACUCGACGGAUGAGAUGGAGGUAUUACUUGCGUACUAUCAGAUUUUUGUGCCCUUGGGGGCUGGGUCUUUGGAUCCUGCGAAGGUUGAGGCACAGCGGCGAAAGUAUUUCUCUGGGUUGGUGUUUCGGUCUCCCGAGCAGUUGAUUGAUGAGGCUGAGGCGAAACCAGAGAACGUUGUGUGAAUAGGGAAUGUCGGGACGGUUGGAAAAGGGUGAGGUAUAUAGUGUGUUUGGUUGAUGAUGUGAUUAAAAUCGGCUCAUUUAUGAUAGGAGCUCCUACAGUAAAGACAGGUGUUGUACUGCGUGAGAGAAGGGAUCAGUUCAACAAAGGAUAAGUAGAAAAUGAAGUAACACGC
Molecule: messenger RNA, 1157 nt
Organism: Aspergillus alliaceus
Lineage: Eukaryota; Fungi; Ascomycota; Eurotiomycetes; Eurotiales; Aspergillaceae
Exons: 1
Coding region: 70-984 (304 amino acids)
Source: RefSeq, a predicted model, not a curated record